UAAAGCUCCGUGUGAUUGGCCGACGGUGGCCAUGUUAGAGGUUAGGUGACCGGUUGGCUGUCUGAGGUAAAUUUUCCUCCUUACUCGGGCUAAACUUAGCCACCGGCCCUUCCACCCCGUUAACACCGGCCUAUUUCGACGCCAAAAUGCCGGUUCACUCCCGGGAGAAGAAAGAAAGUAACCACGAAGAAAUGGAGGUGGAUUUUGCCGAGCAAGACGGCAGCAGCACAGACGAGGAGGACACAGUUAGCUCGUCCGUGUCUGAAGAUGGAGACAGCUCGGAGAUGGAUGAUGAGGAUUGUGAGAGGAGGAGGAUGGAGUGUCUGGAUGAGAUGACCACCCUGGAGAAACAGUUCACUGACCUGAAAGAGCAAUUGUACAAGGAGCGUCUGAGCCAGGUGGACAUCAAGCUGCAGGAGGUAAUGGCGGGCUGUGCCCAGGAGUACCUGGAACCUUUAGCCAACUUGCAGGAGAACAUGCAGAUCAGAACCAAAGUUGCUGGGAUAUACAGGGAGCUGUGCUUGGAGUCGGUGAAGAACAAGUAUGAGUGUGAAAUCCAGGCAGCCUGCCAACACUGGGAGAGUGAGAAGUUGCUGCUAUUUGACACUGUGCAGAGUGAACUGGAGGAAAAGAUAAGAAGAUUGGAGGAAGACAGACACAGUAUUGACAUCACCUCAGAGUUGUGGAAUGAUGGCUUGCACUCCCGGAAAAACAAGAAGAAAGACCCAUUCUGCCCUGUCAAGAAGAAGAAGCCUGUUGUUGUUUCCGGGCCUUAUAUUGUUUACAUGCUGCAAGAUCUUGAUAUUCUUGAAGAUUGGACUGCUAUAAGAAAGGCGAUGGCAUCGCUGGGGCCACACAGGGUGAAGGUUGACGUUCCUGCUGUCAAGCCUGACAGACAUCACCAUGUGGCACGUUCAGAGGAUGGUCGACUUUUCUAUGACAACCAGUGGUACAGCAGGGGACAGGCCAUCUGCAUCAACAGGAAGGACGAGUAUCCGACCAGCGCCGUCAUCACCACCGUCAACAAUGAUGAGGUGUGGUUCAAACGACUGGAUGGCACCAAGUCAAAGCUGUACAUCUCCCAGCUGCAGAAAGGGAAAUAUACUAUCAAGCACUCGUAAAAACACAGACGCAUACAGGCGAAGGCCAUCAUCUCUGCUGUGUUUCUCUUUGUCUCCUUUCCGUGUGAUAUCUCUCUACUUUCUUGCCAUAUGUACAGACGCACACGCAGCACUUCACUCCUUCUGUGCAUAAUAACAAAGAAGAAUCUGUCU
Scatophagus argus is the source of this 1274-nucleotide messenger RNA. RefSeq names its product breast cancer metastasis-suppressor 1-like protein-A. Gene Ontology annotation, molecular function: histone deacetylase binding. The record is from RefSeq and is a predicted model, not a curated record. Gene Ontology annotation, biological process: negative regulation of transcription by RNA polymerase II. The transcript has 10 exons. Gene Ontology annotation, cellular component: Sin3-type complex. NCBI's taxonomy places the organism in Eukaryota, Metazoa, Chordata, Actinopteri, Scatophagidae. The coding region runs from base 147 to 1121 and encodes 324 amino acids.